Molecule: messenger RNA, 1116 nt
Organism: Cyphellophora attinorum
Lineage: Eukaryota; Fungi; Ascomycota; Eurotiomycetes; Chaetothyriales; Cyphellophoraceae
Product: Ribosome-interacting GTPase 2
Exons: 6
Coding region: 1-1116 (371 amino acids)
Biological process (GO): cytoplasmic translation
Cellular component (GO): cytoplasm
Molecular function (GO): GTPase activity; GTP binding
Source: RefSeq, a predicted model, not a curated record
AUGGUCAAUAUUACCGAGCGGAUCAAGGAGAUUGAGGCGGAGAUGGCCCGGACGCAGAAGAACAAGGCAACUGAAUAUCACCUUGGCUUGCUCAAAGGUAAACUAGCUCGAUUAAGAGCACAACUCCUAGAGCCUGGUCCAGGUGCAGGAGGAGGUGCUGGUUCAGGCUUCGAUGUUUCGAAAUCUGGUGAUGCCCGUAUCGCGCUUGUCGGCUUCCCUUCGGUCGGUAAAUCGACGUUCUUGUCGAAGAUCACGAAGACCAAGGCAGAGGUUGCAGCAUAUGCUUUCACAACGCUCACGGCCAUUCCUGGAGUGCUAGAGUAUGGCGGAGCCGAGAUACAGAUCCUCGACUUGCCUGGAAUCAUUGAAGGUGCUUCGGAAGGUAAGGGUCGAGGGAGACAGGUCAUCAGCGCCGCAAAGACUUCAGACCUAGUUCUCAUGGUCCUUGACGCAACUAAACGUGCCGAACAACGCCACCUCCUGACCGUAGAGCUCGAGGCCGUGGGCAUCCGGCUCAAUCGCUCACCGCCGAAUAUCUACCUCAAGGUCAAGAAAGCAGGCGGCAUGAAAAUCACAUUCCAGUCCCCUCCUCAUUACCUUGACGAGAAGAUGCUGUACAACAUCCUACGCGACUACAAGAUUCUGAACUGCGAAGUCCUUGUCCGCGAUGAGUACGCCACUGUCGACGACUUCAUCGAUGUAAUCAUGAAGGAGCACCGCACGUACAUCCGUUGCUUGUACGUCUACAACAAGAUCGAUAGUAUCAGUAUGGACUUCCUGGACCAGCUUGCACGAGAACCACAUACGGCGGUGAUGAGCUGUGAAAUGGAUCUGGGAGUUCAGGAGGUUGUGGAGCGUUGUUGGGAAGAGCUGAGGCUGAUAAGGAUCUUCACGAAGAGGCAAGGCGCGGAGCCGGACUUCGGUGAGGCGCUGAUCGUGAGGAGUAACAGCAGUAUCGAGGAUGUGUGUGAUGCAAUCCAUCGCACGCUCAAGGACACCUUCAAGUAUGCUUUGGUGUGGGGUGCGAGCGCAAAGCACGUGCCGCAACGAGUUGGACUGGGGCAUAUGGUGUCGGAUGAGGAUGUGGUGCAGAUCGUGAGCAGCUGGAAGGCUUGA